GGAAACUGCAUGCCGGAGAUAUCUUUGUUAUGAAAAUUGAUAUCUUCAUUUGAUCUCAUGUCAAAACCUGCGACAUUUUCAAGCUUCGAUUUUCAUCAUGUCGCCCCAAAAAGAUACAAAUGUUACUCCCGCCAGAGUGAGAUUACCCCGGGUAGCAAAAGACAAACCUAAGACAUCACCUGAACCUGUUCCAAAGACUUCGCCCCAAACAAUUAAGAAAAUUCCAGGUCGUUCAAAGAAAUCCGUUACUGAGAAGAUAUCCACUUUAGAAGCAAGUUCGGCUCGCAAAGUGAAAGGAAAACAACGAGCAGCAACUACGGGAGAGCCCUUGAGAUCUAGUCCCAAUGAUGAAAUAAUACAUCAAGAAGCAACCUACCCCAAUCCAUUCUCGACAGAAAGCUCUCGUAAGAACACCGCGGCGUUGCUUUCUCAAUGGGAUUCCACCAAGUCUCCGGCUUUUAAUUCACCAAAUUCGGGAAGUGGGUUGGUCAAUAGAACUCCAAAGUCUAAGUCGCCAAGAUCUGCGAGAUCUAAGCAUGAUAGAUCAUGCUCGAUAUUGGAUAAAGGACACAUUGCAAUUCCCUCACCAUCUUCGAAAGACAGAGGAGAGCAAACCUCUCGGCUCUUCGAUGCCAAUAAACAACAACGUUUGAAUUCCUUAGCGGAUGGAAAGUUCCCCGACCCGACUUACCCACGGGCGAGUAUUUCUGAAGGGACAGAGCCUUCUCCGGGGUUCAGUGCCGCUAUGGGGUUUAGAUACUCUCCAGGAUUUGGGGGACCGCAUGGCUUCAACACGAGUCCAAUAAACCAGUCUAUUUUUAAUCUGGCGCAGAAUAGUUCUACGAUACCAGGAACUGGGGUUCAAUUAUCCUCAGAGAGUACCAAAACAGCAGACGAAACCAAGCACAGUGCUGUUGCUGAUGCAGGCCGGAGUUUUUGUGACGAUGGAGAAAGACUUGGUAUUUUAUUAUCUAAGAACACAUCUACAGUUCCAGCUGCAGGAGUCCUGCAAUAUUCCUCAGGGUAUAACCAGCAAUAUCCUCAGGCUAUUACACAGUAUUCCGAUCCUACUUCAACAAAUUGGUCUAACAUAAUGGAUUGGAAUCAGAAUAAGUUUUCAGGGCAGUUACACGCAGCACCCCAACCAUCAGGACCGAAUGGAUCGUGGUUCGGACCUGGACACACACGAGACUUCGACCCCGAAAAACAAGGCUGGUAUGCUGAUUGGAUGGCGUCACAGCAAAACUUUCCUUCGAUACCAGGCUACCUUACAAACCCGAUGAUGAGUUACUAUCCAAUGCCAGAUUUCGAACUUGCUUCUACGAAUGUUCCGCACCAAGCAAAUUUCGGGCUAGAACAGGCUGCUCAGGAUACCACAGUGAUUGACAAUGCAGAGCCCCAGGGUAUUAGAGAAAGCAGAAUGACACGGGAGAAAACUAUGCUUGUACCAGGCGGGAAGAUAGUUAAAACAACGACAACAGUAUUCACACCCACUGACGAAGAGAAAAAGAAAAAGGGCAAGAAUGUAGAACACGAUGUAGAGGACAAAGUUGGUAUAGUCGUAGUAGACAAAGAGGGCAAUGUUGAUGUCGAGUCGGGAGAUUGGCUAGCAGGAUUCAAUAGAAUCGAAGGAUGGGAGGUCGAAGCUUUACUCGGGCAAAGUAAAAGGUGGCGAUCUUAUAAAAAUCGGAAUGGGGUUACGAAGAAAAUCAUUACGAAGAAAUCUAAUCAUAAAAAGCCCACAACCUCGAAGAAAGCUGUUGCUCCGUCACAACAGCCAAUCUCACCCAAGCUGCGACCAAAGUCCCCCCAAUUUGCGCAGUCAACAUCUCCCGAGUUUACAAACCUCGGUGACUCUAUGCCUAUCCCCAUAUCACCUACUCUAAAUUUCGUCCCCUUUGAUCUUCCGCGCCUUGCCAACACAAGGUCCACUCGAUCACGAGUCACACGUAUAUCAAAGCCUCAACCUGUCAAAAAAGCAACUGCAAAGAAAGCCACCCCAAAAGGUAAAUCCAAAACACCAACACCAACACCUAAGCCCAAAGUCGCCGCCAUCAAGGUUACCAAGCCAAUCCUAACUCCAGUUCGUAGUCUUCGUUCAACUAACCCACCUUCCAAUGUCAAAAUCACUGAGGUUAAACCUGUUGCCAAAUCCAGUUCCUCCAAAUCCAAAUCCUCAUCAGGGAAAGAGCCCCCUAAAGCUAAAGCUGCAGGCAAACAAGCCGCCGCGCAGAAAAAGAAAGUGCAGAAUGUUAAUAACCAGGGAAAAUCUCCCAAUUCUACAGGGGAUUCUACCAGCCAUGGCGUCGAUUUCAUCAACGGCUUUACGCGCAACACUUCAGAGCUACAGAAAGAAGUCCAACGUGAUCAAGCUCUUGCCAGUAAAGCAGCUGAAAACCUGGAACGAUUUCGUGGAAGAGGCGCUGAGCAAGCUUCCAAGCAUUUUGAGAAGCUCAUAGAAAAUGUUGAGAAAGGGCGCAAGGAAUUGGAAAGGCGUAAUAAGCAGGCUAAUUCAUGAAGGAGCCAUGUAGGGAUAUGGAACAUGAGAGAUUAUACAGAUAGCCACGUGAAACAAAAAUCUUUGGCCGUUAGCUAAUAAACAUGAUA
Molecule: messenger RNA, 2607 nt
Organism: Botrytis cinerea B05.10
Lineage: Eukaryota; Fungi; Ascomycota; Leotiomycetes; Helotiales; Sclerotiniaceae
Exons: 1
Coding region: 98-2518 (806 amino acids)
Source: RefSeq, a predicted model, not a curated record